Molecule: messenger RNA, 4363 nt
Organism: Macrobrachium nipponense
Lineage: Eukaryota; Metazoa; Arthropoda; Malacostraca; Decapoda; Palaemonidae
Product: gastrula zinc finger protein XlCGF26.1-like
Exons: 3
Coding region: 460-2331 (623 amino acids)
Biological process (GO): regulation of transcription by RNA polymerase II
Molecular function (GO): RNA polymerase II cis-regulatory region sequence-specific DNA binding; DNA-binding transcription factor activity, RNA polymerase II-specific
Source: RefSeq, a predicted model, not a curated record
ACAUUUCUUUUGCCACAGAUAACGUGUUUUGUUGUGGAUGAUCUCUGAUAAUCUGCGAAGGAACGUGUUUUCUUUAGCAUAGAGUUAAUUUUCCUCAACAACAUACUCUAGAUUCUCCCUCAGAAGAACCUUCCUUCCUUCGUCAGUUUUGAUUAGCAUCAGGAUUUUGGGAAUGCAUGUUGUUUAAUGGUUCUAUACAUGGAACAUUACCAAUAACAACUCUUAAAGUAUAUGAGACAACAGUGAAUUACUGUAUGCGUAUUUAAAGAAUUUAAAAGAGUAAAAUCUGAUUUUAAUAUUAGAUUCAUACAUCAGCAGUGAAAUCUGCUUGUAGUCCUUCAAGAUAUUGUAUUUAAUUUAUAACAGAUUUAUUUGGUAAUUAUUUUUAAACAAUUUUGUGUUUAGAGUUGUGAAUUGAACGCAUUUCCAUUACAGAACAGGACAGGACAAAAGGCUAAAAUGAAUCCAGAGUAUUCUUUAGAAUUUCCUUUGAAAAGUGAAACUGAAGGUGCAUUAUCACUACCUUCCAUAAAUCAAGAAACCAGCAACUUGGCUGCCUUUAGUGAAACCAGUGAUGGUGACUUUUGGUCUUUGGAUCCAUUGAUGGACAUCAAAAUAGAGCCAGAGGAAUUCUGUGAGUCUAAUGAAGAUGAAUAUUCAUGUGAAAUUAAUUCGAUAGUGAAUGAAAAACAUCCACAAACUUGCAAAAAGGAAGUAAAACAAGAAAGAAGGUUUAGUGACAAUGGAGAGGAGCCUUUCAGAUCCACUGACUGUGAAAAAGCAUUUUACAAGAAAAUUAAUCUUACAAGUGAUAUCACAAAUCCUACCAGAGAGAAAACAUUCAUAUGCAGUGACUGUGGGAAUACAUUUUCCUUGAAACGUAAUCUUAUAGUUCAUAUGAGAAUCCACACUGUAGAGAAGCCAUUCAUCUGCAAGGAAUGUGGGAAAGCAUUUUCCCAGAAACCAUAUCUUACACUUCAUAUGAGAUUGCAUACUGGAGAGAAGCCAUUUGUAUGCAAGGAAUGUGGGAAAGCAUUUCCCCAGAAAUCAGCUCUUAACCUUCAUAUGAGAAUCCACACUGGACAGAAGCCAUUCAUGUGCAAAGAAUGUGGGAAAGCAUUUUCCCAGAAAUCAACUCUUACACUUCAUAUGAGAAUCCACACUGGAGAAAAGCCGUUCAUGUGCAGAGAAUGUGGGAAAGCAUUUUCUCAGAAAUCAAAUCUUACACUUCAUAUGAGGUUGCAUACAGGAGAGAAGCCAUUUGUGUGCAAGGAAUGUGGGAAAGCAUUUUCCCAGAAAACAGUUCUUAGAGAUCAUAUGAGAUUGCAUACUGGAGAGAAGCCAUUUGUGUGCAAAGAAUGUGGGCAAACAUUUUCCAACAAACCACAUCUUACAUAUCAUAUGAGACUGCAUACUGGAGAAAAGUCAUUCAUGUGCAAAGAAUGUGGGAAAGCAUUUUCCCAGAAAUCAACUCUUAACCUUCAUAUGAGAAUCCACACUGGACAGAAGCCACAUAUGUGCAAGGAAUGUGGGAAAGCAUUUUCCCAGAAAUCAAAAAUGACAUUUCAUAUGAGAUUGCACACUGGAGAGAAGCCCUUUGUGUGCAAGGAAUGUGGGAAAGCAUUUCCAAAGGAAACAAGAAAGCCACAUAUAUGCAAGGAGUGUGGGAAAGCAUUUUCCCAGAAAACAAAUCUUAGAGAUCAUAUGAGAUUGCACACUGGAGAGACGCCAUUCAUGUGCAAGGAUUGUGGGAAAGCAUUUUCUUACAAGUCAAGUCUUACAUCUCAUAUGACAUUGCAUACUGGAAAGAAACCAUAUAUGUGCAAGGAUUGCGGGAAAGCAUUUUCCCGGAAACCAAAUCUUACACGUCAUAUGAGGUUGCAUACUGGAGAGAAGCCCUUUGUGUGCAAGGAAUGUGGGAAAGCAUUUCCAAAGAAAGCAAGUCUUAAACAUCAUAUGAAAUUGCACACUGGAGAGAAGCCACAUAUGUGCAAGGAGUGUGGGAAAGCAUUUUCCCAGAAAACAAAUCUUAGAGAUCAUAUGAGAUUGCACACUGGAGAGAUGCCAUUCAUGUGCAAGGAUUGUGGGAAAGCAUUUUCUCACAAGUCAAGUCUUACAUUUCAUAUGACAUUGCAUACUGGAAAGAAACCAUAUAUGUGCAAGGAUUGCGGGAAAGCAUUUUCCCAGAAACCAAAUCUUACACGUCAUAUGACGUUGCAUACUGGAGAGAAGCCAUUUGUGUGCAAGGAGUGUGGGAAAGCAUUUUCCCAGAAACCAAAUCUUACACGUCAUAUGAGGUUGCAUACUGGAGAGGAAAAAGAAACAACAUGAUAAAUUAAACCAGUUAAGGCAGAGAUCUCUCAAAUGACCAACUAUAUGAGAGAUCCAAAUCACUCACAAAAUUUGUCCAAGAAAAUAAGGAAAAUGAAAAAAUACAGAAAGGGGGAUGAACAAAUGAGUGGAAAACUGGCAGAACACCAAGCCAAUACAAAGGCCCUAGCUUCACAAAUAGGAAACAACAACAGAAGAUAGAAGUAAAACAGAUAAAUAGGCAUUUUGGCAAAAUUCCAGAGAUAGUGUAUAGAAAGAUGUCAAAAGAAACAGUGGAGGUACAAACACCAACGAGCAAGGAAGACCUAGAGAAAUUUUGGAAGCCACUGUUUGAAGACCCUAGACAAACCAAGAGAAUUCAUGGAUUGACACCAUUAGGCAGAACAGCCAGAAACAGCAAAUGCCACCAAUAAGGUUCACCAUUGAAAAAGUAACAAAGAAAAUAAAAGAAUAUAAUAAUUUCAAGAUAACAGUAACAGCAAGAUCCCAAAUUUCAGGCUAGAAAAGAUCACAUCACUACAUCAUACUUAUGCACAAGCCCUUCUCAAGAGUGGCUCACAACAAGGAAUACCAACCUUCUCCCUAAAAGCUCCGAGACUGAGCUUCCUAACAAAUAUAGCCCCAUCUGCUGCCUACCAACAACCUACAAAUGGCUCACAGGAGUCGUAGCAGAUGAGAUUUGUGAACACCUAGAGAUCAAGGCAAAUAUAUGGAAAAAGAACGAAAGAGAUGCACAAGAAACAAACUAGGCACUAAAGAUCAACUGCUAAUAAACAAAGCAAUAUUAGAAGAUUGUAAGAAAAGACAAAGGAAUCUUAAUAUGGCUUGGAUAGAUUACAAGAAGGCAUUUGACAGCGUGCUGCACGCCUGGAUACUCAAAUGUUUGGAACUAUAUAAUACCAAUGAGUAAAUAAGAUCUUUCCUGGCAGCACAGAUGAAUAAGUGGAAGACCACUCUCUGUCUAAAACACUCUGAGGGCCAGACAUAACGAUCCAAAGAGGAAUAUUCCAGGGUGACAGCCUCUCACCACUUCUAUUCUGCUUGACCAUAGAUCAUCUUAGUAAAAUCUUGAACAACAUUAACACUGGCUAUGACCUAAGCAGAACAGAGAAUAAAAGAGUGAACCACCUGCUCUUCAUGGAUGACCUGAAGUUGUUUUCAGACUCAGAAGAAAAAUUUGAAGAACAAGUUAAGACAGUCCACCAAUUCUCAAAUGACAUCUGCAUGGAAUUUGGGUUGGACAAUUAUGCCAAGAGUACACUAAAGAGAAGGAAGAAAGUAACAUUAGAAGGCAUAAAGGUAGAGGAAGGCAUAUUUGUUGAAGACCAGGUGGAGGAGUCUUCAUAUAGGUACAUACUUUGGAAUAGAAGAAAACACUGGUAUAGAACACAAGGAGAAUCUGGAGGAGGGUCUCACUGAAAAUGCAGAUGAAGGCUCUUCAUUUGCAGUCUUUAUUAGUCAAGGCAGAGCCAAAGCAUUUUGGCCAGAGUGAAUUUAAUGCAAAAUGGUUGUGUAAAAUAAAUGACUUUUAGUUUUUUCUUACAAUUGUUCUCAGUGAACACUGUACAGUGCUAGGUUAAGAAACUUUCCUUUGCCUUCUCCACUUUUCUCAUUCCUGUGUAUUUUUUGUAUGAUUUCCAAAAAAAGAAUUAGUAUUGUCUUUGGCUGACAUGGUUUUCUUCCUUUUGUUAUUUAGCAUUGUUACAUAUGCACUUGUAUAUGUAAUUGUAAGCUUGAAUAUUUCCAUGAAAUGUUAUUCUUAGUGGAAAUAGAAAGGAUUGAUAUCUUCAUUAAACUUCAAUGAAAUUCAGGUGCAGUUUUAUUUGACUAAUGCCUUGUAUUAGCUCACUGAAUACUACAGUGGACUAUGUAGUAUUUUGUUUUAGGUUAACCAGUCUGAAGUGUUGAGACUAGACUAGUUAUGUAAAUGACUAAAGUAAUGUGUUAUUCUAAUUAGAUUAAACCUCUUUAUUUUAUUUCUUGUUUAAACUUUGAAAUUAUUGAUAAAUAAUAAAAAUUGUUUAUAAAUUAA